Molecule: messenger RNA, 3030 nt
Organism: Heterostelium album PN500
Lineage: Eukaryota; Evosea; Eumycetozoa; Acytosteliales; Acytosteliaceae
Product: vacuolar sorting protein 9 domain-containing protein
Exons: 3
Coding region: 1-3030 (1009 amino acids)
Biological process (GO): vesicle-mediated transport
Cellular component (GO): cytosol; endocytic vesicle
Molecular function (GO): guanyl-nucleotide exchange factor activity; small GTPase binding
Source: RefSeq, a predicted model, not a curated record
AUGAUAAGUAAUAAUGAGGAAAUAUUAUCACCUGCAACCACCACCACUACUACAACUACACCAACCAAUAACAAUGAUAACAAUGACAUAAAAUCAAAUGAAGAUUCAAAAGAUAGUACUUUGAUAUUGGUUGAACAAAAAGAAGAAUUAGUCAAUGAAAAGGAUAGCUCAAGUGAUGAAGAGAAUAUUUUAAAGAAUACAAGUAAUAAUAGUAGUCUAACCGAUAUUUCAAGUGUCAGUUCUCAACAUUCAUCAUUGGCAUCGAUUGAUUCAAAUUCACCAAUACAAUCACACAAUACAAAAGAAGAGGAAGAGGAGGAAGAAGAAGAAGUUCAAGUAGAGUCUAAAGAUAGUAUUCAAUUGGAAGAUGACGGAUUACAAACAACAACAACCACAUCAUCAUCAUCAUCGUUAUUAUCAACAAAAACAAUAGAAACAACAACAACAACAACAAUAAAGUCUACGAAUGAAUUGAGUCUUGACUUUUUAGAUGAUUUACAAUUGACAGAACCAAACUUAACAUCUACAUCUACAUCAUCAACAACAGCAACCUCUACAAUAACAACAACAACAACAACAGAAGAGUCAAGUAAAUCUUCAAUUCCAAUUUCAGCGUCAUCUGAAAAUUUAAUGGGAACGUCGCCAAAGCCUAGCUCAUAUGUCGUUGUUCAACCUACCAUUGCCAUACUACCCGAACCUGAACUAAUUGAAACUGCAUCAAUGUCCUCUGUUUCCUCUACGACUAUCAAUAAUAAUAAUAAUAGUAGUAGUAGUAGUAGUAGUAUUUCCACUACAGUUAUUGCUACAGAAUCAAAUAGUAGUACAUCAAAAGAACAAGCAUUAAAGUCACCUCAACUCAUUAUGGCUAUGCCAACUACACCAGUAGUAUCACACCAUCAGCGAUCUCUAUCAACAUCUGCUGCCAUUACUACAACCAGUUUACUAUCAUCGAAUUCAUAUUCACCUACCUCCUCGUCAUCUAGUUUACCUUCGUUAACAAUGUCAAGUUCAACCUCAUCACUUCCAUCCGUUGUCUCACCAUCUACUUCAACAGUAACAAACAACAACAACAAUAAUAAUAACAAUAAUAAAACAAGCUUUAUUAAAAGAAUAUUUAGAAGAGAUACAUCAAAGACAUCAGUUAUCAAAGAGGAAACUUCACCUUCAACAUCCAGCACUCCAGCCAACUCCUUACCUGUUAGUCCAACCGUUACAUCUUCGACAGCAACAGCAACAGCAACAGCAACAGCAGCGUCCAAUGUAAAUUCCAAUACAACAACAACAUCAUCAUCAAACAAUCCAACUAUUAGUGUAUCAUCAACAGUUAAAGAGAAUGAAGUAUCAUUGUUUAAUUCACUUUCAAAUCUUUUAACACCCGGUGACAAGUCAAAGUCUGCACCACCAACACCCGACUACAAGAAACAACAGCAACAACAGCAAUUGAAAGAUCAAGAGACAUCUGCCAAACCAAAACCAGAACCAUUUUCAUUGCAAUACUCAGAGUCUAGUCAGAUACCAAUAUCGUUCUCCACACCGAGCUCACCACUUGGCAAUGUACAACCAAAGGACUUUGCCAAGUUGAUUGAACUGAGCGAGCCGUACUCCUAUGAGAGCUUCCUCGAGAAGCUAGACAGUGCAACCAAUAUAAAGUCAUCGAUUGACAGUUUCGUUAGUAAGCUAAAGAAUCGUAAAGUAGCCAACGAUGACCUUAGAGAGGCUCUGAUGGACUUUGUUUCGAACAUGAUGCACUCGCUCAGCUCCGAUUCACACUGGGAGAAUGCAAGUGACGAAGAGUACACCUAUACUACUCACCAUCUUCAGCAAUAUGUAAUAGAGAAGAUCUAUGACUAUGUAUUUAGAUCGACGGACGACGAUAUCGAAAAGGACGAAUCACUGCACAAGAUGAUCGUGAAGCUACACUUUGUCGAGCCAGCACAUCUCGAGAUACCGCCAGAGACUUGCAGUGAAGCAAUGUGGCAGGAAGCAGGUCAAUUCCUUGCAAAGAUCAACAUCACCAAGAGUUGUCGUCACAAAAUGAUGUACAUCGUAAAGAGUUGUAAAUCAAUACUCAACCAUCUCUCUGCAAACAGUGGUGAAUCUCAUGGUGCUGACUCUCUACUGCCACACCUCAUCUAUGUAGUUUUAAAGUAUAAUCCACAAUAUUUAAAUUCAAAUGUUACAUUUAUAAGUAAAUUCUCAGACAACUCUGAUUCUGAAGCACUUUAUUAUAUGACACAAUUGAUAGCUGUAAUCUAUUUCAUUGAGAAUAUAAAUGCAGAUUCAUUAAAGAUUGAUAAGAAGGAAUAUAAUCUUUGGAUGUCGGGCUCGAAUCCUUUGGAUCCGACAUCGACAAGCAAUACAAAGAGUAGUAGUGGUUCUCUGACAUCGUCAGGUGGUGGUGGUGGUGAAAAAUCAACACCAAAGACGUCGGUGUUUGAUGAUGGUGCACUCGCUUCGCUUGCAGAGAUGUUCCCUGAUUGUCAUACACAGUAUCUGAUAGAUUGUAUUACCUAUAUCGACACCAAACACAAACAUAAAUCACCCAAGCAUCAAUUGUCACCUAGUGAUCUGGUGAAUCGUGUGACCAACAUGAUUGCAGAACACCAAGGAUACCUUCAAGUUAACCAAUCAACCUAUCCAAUGUCAUUGACUGACAGCAAUAACAACAACAACAAUAAUAAUAAUACUAAUAAUAGCAACAAUACAAUCAAUGAAAACAUACCACCAUCCAUGAUAUUCUUACAACAACUUUUAGAUCAAAAGGAGAGUGAGAUAACAAAACUUCAACAACAGACACACAAAGAUAAACUAGAGAUAAAAGACUUACAAAAGAAACUUUUACUACAACAAGAUAACAAUCAAAAAGAUAGCAAUAAUAAUAAUAACAAUCAAACAAUUCACAACUCUGUAAAUAUGAACCAAUUUAGCUUCGAAACAACCAAUAUCGAUAAUCUAAAGUAUUCCGACAUACCAUUGUUACUAGAUCAAUAUAAAUUAAUGUUUAAGUUAUUAUCACAACAACAACAAUAA